Messenger RNA from Helianthus annuus (common sunflower), 3392 nucleotides. Its product is annotated as hepatoma-derived growth factor-related protein 2. The transcript has 3 exons. The record is from RefSeq and is a predicted model, not a curated record. Bases 149 to 3079 code for a protein of 976 amino acids. NCBI's taxonomy places the organism in Eukaryota, Viridiplantae, Streptophyta, Magnoliopsida, Asterales, Asteraceae.
ACAACAACACAGAAAAUCUAGAGUCAAGUUAAGUCUACAUAAAUGACACGUUGACCCCGUCACUUGCAAACUGCAUCCAUUCUGAUUCAUCUUCUUCUCCUUCUCCACCAAGCUUUAUCAAUUCACACCACCAGGAAACUAUAUAUCAAUGUCUACGAACACCGAUGCUAUUAAAUCGAGCACAGAUGCUGUUGUUUCAUCCGAACCACCAAUUAACAAUAAUAUUGCUGUAAGUAACGGUGUGACGGAUGUUAUUGGGGCUGAUUCGAAAACCGAAACCCUAGUUGAUGAUUCUAGGGUUUCUGGUGGUGAAAUAGGGGUUGUAAUGGAUAAGGAUGUGAAAGUUGGGGGUGAUAUUGUUGUUCAGGAUGAAAUUAAUGAUGCUAGGGUUUCUGUAGAUGAAAUAGGGAUUGUGAAUGUGAUGGAUGAUAAGAGUGAGGUAGUUUUGGAUGAGUCGAUAUCGAGUGUUGUAGUUUCAUCUGGACCGUUGAGUGACAGUGUUGGCGCGGUCGAUGGGGUUAAGGCUGGGGCUGACGCGGUAGGUUUGGAAACUGAAACGUUAACGGUGAAGCCGUCUGAUGAUUGUAACGGAGAUGGUGAUAUUGUGGUUCGGGAUGCGGUUGAUGGUUCUAGGGUUUCUGGAGAUGAGAAAGGGAUUGUGAUGGAUGAGAGUGAGGUAGUUUUGGAUAAACCGAUCAUGGAUGAUGUGGCUUCAUCUGAACCGUUGAAUAAGAGAGAUGUUGAUGCGGUCGAUGGGGUUAAGAUUGGAGCUGACUCGUUAGGUUUGGAAACUGAAACGCUAACGGUGAAGCCGUCUGAUGGUAAUAGCGGAGAUGGUGAUAUUGUUGUUCAGGAGUCAGUUGAUGAUUCUAAGGGUUCCAGAGAUGAGAAAGGGGUUGCAAUGAAUGACAAUGAGGUGGUUUUGGAUAAUUCGGUCUCGGAUGACGUGGCUUCAUCUGAACCACAGAGUAAUAAAGACGUUGAUGCGGUCGAUGGGGUUAAGAUCGGGGCUGACUCGUUAGGUUCGAAAACUGAAACCCUAACAAUGAAGCCAUCCGCUGAUCAUGUUCAGGAUUCAGUUGAUGAUUCUAGGGCUUCUAAAGACGAGCAAGAAAUUGUAACAGAGAACAUUGAGAAAGUUUCCGAUGAAAACGAGGUUAAUAACGAGGAAAAAGAAGGUGAAUAUAAGGUUACGGAUAUAGUUUGGGCCAAGGUAAAGAACUAUCCAUGGUGGCCCGGUCAGAUAUUCGAUCCAUCUGCAGCAACAGAUAAAGCUAAGAAAUUCUCCAAUAAGAAAGGGCUUCUCGUUGGUUAUUUCGGUGAUCAAUCUUUCGCAUGGAAUAAACCUCCCAACAUCAAGCCAUUUAGGAAGAAUUUCGGUAAACUGGAGAAACAAAGUAAUUCCAAACCGUUUUUACAUGCCGUGAAUUGCGCUUUAGAUGAAGUUUCAAGGCGUGUUGACUUCGGAUUGGCGUGUUCUUGCUUAUCCAAAGAGGUAUACGAUAAAGUUAAAUCCCAAGUUUUUGUUAAUGCGGGAAUAAAGGAAGAAGCUAGCAAAAUAGAUGGUGGUGAUAGAUUUUCGGCCGUUUCUACUUUCAAACCGGUGAAAACGGUUCAAUCUGUGCAAGAACUGGCUAGAGAACAUUUUGACGGAGUUAGUAGAUUGGAGGCUUUGUCUGUGAGAACUCAGUUAUUGGCAUUCUUUCGUUGGAAAGGGCGUAAUCAGUUAAAAGCACCCAAUAUCUUUGAUGAAUUAGAUAUUAAGUUAGAAGAUGAAUCUGAGCUUCCGUUAACAGAGGAAAAUAAGGUGGUUGAAGACGAAAAACUAGCUUCUUUAGGUAAAAAAGUUUCAUCUAAAAAGAGGAAGCUGGAUGUUAGUGACAGUGAUAGUGAUAGUGAUGAUUCGGUUCCGCUCAAGAAAGAAAGAAGUUUGACUAAAGUGACUACAAAGGGUAAAUCGAGUGCAAAAAAAACCUCAUCUAAAAAGAAGAAGCCGGAUGUUAGUGACAGUGGCAUAGACAGUGAUAGUGAUGAUUCGGUUCCGCUCAAGAAAAAAAGAAGUUUGAAAAAUGUAGACCCGAAGGGCAACUCGAGUGCCAAAAAAACCUCAUCUAAAAAGCGGAAGCCGGAUGUUAGUGACAGUGAUAGUGAUAGUGAUGAUUCAGUCCCACUCAAGAAAGAAAUAAGUUUGAAAAAUGUGACUCCGAAGGGUAACUCGAGUGCAAAGAAAACUUCAUCUAAAAAGAGGAAGCCGGACGUUAGUGACAGUGAUAGCGACAGCGAUAGUGAUGAUUCAAUCCCACUCAGGAAAGAAAGAAGUUUGAAAAAUGUGACUCCGAAGGGUAACUCGAGCUCAAAGAAAACUUCAUCUAAAAAGAGGAAGCCGGACGUUAGUGACAGUGACAGCGACAGUGACAGCGAUAGUGAUAGUGAUGAUUCAAUCCCACUUAAGAAAGAAAGAAGUUUGAAAAAUGCGACUCCGAAGGGUAAUUCGAGUACAAAGAAAACUUCAUCUAAAAAGAGGAAGCCGGACACUAGUGACAGUGACCGUGAUAGUGAUGAUUCGGUCCCACUCAAGAAAGAAAGAAGUUUGACAAAGGUGACCCCAAAGCGUAACUCGAGUGCAAAAAGAAUUAAACAAGGUAUUAGCAAGAAAGCAACCAUUGAGGAUAACGUUGAACCAGAUUCUGUUGGUAAAAAAGUUUCAUCCAAAAAAAGGAAGGCGGAUGUUUGUGAUAGUGAUGGUUCAUAUUCGGUUCCACGCAAGAAAGAAAAAAGUUCAACAAAAAUGACUUCAAAGGGUAGCUCUAGUGUAAAAAGAAGUAAAAACAAUACUAGCAAGAAAACAACCUUGAAGGAUAAUGUUGAUAAGGAGGAAAACGGGAGUGGAACCGACAAUAAAAGGCCAUCAAUUUCAUCUCCAAGAAUGUUUAGAGUUGGUGACAGUAUAUGUAGAAUUGCUAAACAGUUAUCCGAGUCACCGUCGAUUCUUAAGAAGGAAUCCGAGAAAUCAAAGAAUGAUGAGAAAACUGCUAAAAAAGAUGCACAACCUGUUGAUGCAAGUCAAACUGAAGAAUGAGCCGCCUAAUUUAGAUGGAUAAAAGAUGGUUACUAGAAUUUACAAAGAGAGUGCUAAAAUUUUGCAAAUGCUGUUGAUCUGUGGGGAGGUUAAUCUGUGAUCAGAACUCACAGAGGGGAUUAGAAGACUUGUUGCUGAGCUCAUGGGUCGUUGAACACGCUAAUUUCUUAUGUUUUGUAUAAAACUUUUGUAACUGGGAUGCAUAUAUUUUAAGCUUUAAAUAGACUUACAGUAUGAAAUGUAUUAUCAGAUGCUUUAUUAUUUAUUACAAGCUCCUACACAUUGAUGAAGGGCAAGCUACAGAAAAGACCAA